Molecule: messenger RNA, 2207 nt
Organism: Cynocephalus volans (Philippine flying lemur)
Lineage: Eukaryota; Metazoa; Chordata; Mammalia; Dermoptera; Cynocephalidae
Gene: KCTD11
Product: potassium channel tetramerization domain containing 11
Exons: 1
Coding region: 172-870 (232 amino acids)
Biological process (GO): positive regulation of neuron differentiation; protein homooligomerization
Source: RefSeq, a predicted model, not a curated record
CACCCAGGAAGUUCUGCCUUUUCUUCUCUUUCGGUGUCUCCUGUACUCACCAAAAUUUCCCCUCCUCCUGUGUCCUCUUCGCCCCCCUCCUUUGGGGGCCCUGUGACCCUGAAUGUGGGGGGCACACUAUAUUCCACCACGUUGGAGACCUUGACCCGCUUCCCAGACUCCAUGCUGGGGGCCAUGUUUAGGGCCGGCACCCCCAUGACCCCCAACCUCAACCCCCAAGGAGGUGGCCACUACUUCAUCGAUCGUGAUGGCAAGGCCUUCCGGCACAUCCUCAAUUUCCUGCGGCUGGGCCGCCUGGACCUGCCCCGUGGGUAUGGAGAGACAGCACUUCUCAGGGCAGAGGCUGACUUCUACCAGAUCCAGCCCCUCCUGGAUGCCCUGCGGGAGCUGGAGGCCUCUCGGGGGACCCCUGCACCCACAGCUGCCCUGCUCCAUGCAGAUGUAGAUGUCAGCCCCCGCCUGGUGCACUUCUCUGCUCGCCAGGGCCCACACCACUAUGAGCUAAGCUCUGUCCAUGUGGACACCUUCCGAGCCAAUCUAUUCUGCACCGACCCGGAGUGUCUGGGUGCCUUACGUGCCCGAUUUGGUGUGGCUAAUGGGGACAAGGCAGAGGGGAGCCCACAUUUCCAUCUGGAGUGGGCCCCCCGCCCUGCAGAACUCCCUGAGGUGGAGUAUGGCAGACUGGGGCUGCAGCCACUGUGGACUGGGGGGCCAGGAGAGCAGAGGGAGGUGGUGAGCACGCCGAGCUUCCUGGAGGAGGUGCUGCGGGUGGCUCUGGAGCACGGCUUCCGCCUAGACUCCGUCUUCCCUGACCCUGAAGACUUGCUCAACUCCCGAUCUCUGCGCUUUGUCCGGCACUGAGGAUUCUGCCCUCAGUUUAAUUGUGGGGAGGAGAGGGAAUGGGAUAGCUAAAGGGGUAAAGCCUCCCUUGAAGCCUCUUUCUAGCUCUGCCGCAGGAGCUGUGAGAGUCAGGGGUCCCACUGUGCCUGACUGGAGCCCAGAUGUGGGCAAGAAUUCCUAAACCUGAGCACACGUAGAGCUAAUAAGUGCUCCAGAGGGUCUGGAUGGGUGUUGAUCCUGGGAGGGACAGGAAAGGUUCUCUUGGCUUGUUCUUACCUGAGGCUAGGGACCUCCAGUGUCUCCUUGGUUGGAGAUCAGUAUUCAGGGGUCUGAAAAACAGGGAACACCUCUUUGCCCAGGGUAGGCCUAGCAGAACUCUGGAGGGGCUCUGAGGUCUGGGGGAAAGGGGAGACUUUGAAUUGCUCUAACAUGGUCUCCCGGACCGUGCUGCUCCUCCUGGAGCUGGGUGGCUUGGCUUGGUCUGACCAAUGAGAGGCAAGAACACUCUGGAACAUGGGAAGAGGUGUCCCAAGCCACUUAUUGAGGGAGACAGAAAGCCCACACCCCUCCCUAGUUUGGCAUAAGGGAGCUAGGAUAAUCCCCAUUAGCAAUGGGGCUGGAGCAGCCCUUUGGAAUUCCAAGUGUUUUAAAGGAUCUCGUAUUGAUGAUGGAGCUGGUCAUGGCGGGGAGUGUGGUAUCUUUCUAUGUCCUAGCCUUAUUUCCUUCAUGUGUGUGUGCACAUCAGCUAGUGUGUCUGAGUGACAUAUGGAUACCUGGCAUCUUGAUUCCCACCUGUGUUGCUGGCUACGUGUCUGUGUGCUGGUCUUUCUGUGAUCUCUGCAUGUCCAGGCCUGUUUGGGGUUGCCCAGCAAACUUCUGGCAUGGGGUGUGUCUGUGGUAUGUGUGUGAGGUGAUUGAGAAUUAGUAGCUUAGUCACAGGGUGUGUGUGUGUGUGUGUGUGUGUGUGGUGUGUGUGUGUGUGUGUGUGUGUGUGUGUGUGUGUGUUUAUGUGCACACAUCACUAUGUAGGCAGGCGGGGCCUGUUGGGGUUUGAGUCACUAGGAUCUUCCUGGUGAGAGGUUAAGAGAAGUCACUGGGCUUAGCUGGGCCUCUGAAGCCUGUCUGGAACUCUCUGUUGCUGAGGCAACCAUGGGUCUGUUGCUAGGAGAUAGCUGGGGAAGGCCCAAGGCUGUGCAGGGCAGAGAGGAGAUGAAGAGUUUCGGAGAAUGGGGGAGGAUAUGCGAAGGGAUGGGAUUUCUGUGUCCCUGAAGGGAUGGGAUACUCAUGUACCUCUUCACUGGGGGAAUCACUCAUUAUUUAUCUCUGGUCAUGAUUUACAAGAAAAAUAAAAUUGCUUU